Messenger RNA from Knipowitschia caucasica, 552 nucleotides. Lineage: Eukaryota; Metazoa; Chordata; Actinopteri; Gobiiformes; Gobiidae. The record is from the annotation of a GenBank genome assembly.
AUGUCAGGCCGCGGUGACGAGGCCGGCCUGGGGGCCCGCCGCAUCACAACACAUCACGGCCGUCAGUGGCAGGCGGGAACAUCGUGCUCCCUGCUGUUUCUGUUUGAAGGGAAUCAAAAGUCUCACCCGUCCUGGAUUACGCUGCUACAGGACGCGUUCGCUAACACGCGGCUAAUUAGCACCAAACGACUUCAUGAGUUUUGUGGGUUUGAGUCAGACGGAAAGCACUGUUCUGUUUUACAUCCAUCGCUCACUCCUGCUGCUCUGACUGAUGACUCCACAGCAGGUUACCUUAGCUCAGGCAAACUCAGGACCCAGUGUGUAACCUUAAUCUUCAUACCGGGGGGGGGGGGGGGGGGGGGGGGGGGGGGGUUGGAGGGUGGGGGUGGUGUUGAGUCGGAGGCGGCGAGGCGUGUCCCCGUGGCCGCAGAGAGAGGGGGGCCACCUGCAGGAGCGCUGUGCUGCUCUGUCGUCACCUUCACUGAGGCUCACGAAGCAACAGCACUUUACGCUACGCUCUCACAGACUGGACUCGGGUCGCUGCAGGUCUGA